Gasterosteus aculeatus aculeatus (three-spined stickleback) is the source of this 1968-nucleotide messenger RNA. RefSeq names its product phosphoethanolamine methyltransferase (gene pmt). The record is from RefSeq and is a predicted model, not a curated record. Lineage: Eukaryota; Metazoa; Chordata; Actinopteri; Perciformes; Gasterosteidae.
CCACCUGGCGAGCGUCUCCUCAGCGCGUCCCGUUAUUUAAAGAGCACCCACAUCCUGUGGAACCCGCAGUCCGUCAGUUAGAACAGUUAAUCACCAGACUAUGUUGGAAGAGUAGAACCCAUAUUCACAAUACAUCCAGACUCAUUUGAGACCACCAUGGAAAAAGUUCGUAACAACAUGACAGAGUUCUGGAAGGAGCACUCCAAAGCUGCGACAGUGGAGGAGAUGAUGCUGGACACACGUGCCAAGGAGCUGACCGAGCACGAGCUGCCCGAGAUCCUCUCCAUGCUGCCCUGCCUGGCUGGAUCCAGGGUGCUGGAGCUGGGAGCCGGCAUCGGUCGCUACACCCGUCACCUGCUGGCCAAGGCCUCCCAUGUGACGGCUGUGGAUUUCAUGGAUAGCUUUGUGCAGAGGAACAGGCAGGACAACGGUCACCAUAGCAACGCUACCUUUCUCCAAGCUGACGUGACAAAGCUGGAUCUACCCCGAGACAGCAUGGACUUUGUGUUCUCCAACUGGCUGCUGAUGUACCUGAGCGACGAGGAGCUGAAGUCCUUCCUGGAGAAGGUGAUGGGCUGGCUGCGGCCCGGUGGCUUUCUUUUCUUCAGAGAGUCCUGCAACCACCGGUCAGGUGACAACAAAAGGGACUUCAACCCCACCUGCUACCGCACUGAGGCCCAAUACAGCCACCUGGUGUCAUCACUACAAGUGGAGGAGUCUAAAGGAGGCCCACUGUUUGGUUUCGAAAUUGUUUUGAAGAAGAAGGUUCAGGCGUAUGUCGAGAUGAAAAACAAUCCAAACCAGAUCUGUUGGCUUCUGGAGAAGGUUCCCCGCAGCACGAGCACCCAGAACGGAUUCAGCACUUUCCAGCAGUUCCUGGACAACCAGCAGUACACCAGCCGCGGCAUCCUGCGCUACGAGAAGAUGUUCGGGUCCGGCUACGUCAGCACAGGCGGGCCCAGCACCACCAAGGAGUUUGUGGACCGGCUGAACCUGAAGCCCGGACAGAAAGUUCUAGAUGUUGGCUGUGGCAUUGGUGGAGGAGAUUUCUACAUGGCGAAGACGUUUGGAGUGGCGGUGCUUGGAAUAGACCUGUCAGAAAACAUGGUGGACAUCGCCAUGGAGAGGGCCAUCGCUGAGAAGAUGCCAUCAGUCCAGUUUGAGGUGGCCGAUGCCACUAGGAGGUCGUUCCCUGAGGGAUCCUUCGAUGUGAUCUACAGCAGAGACACAAUCCUACACAUAGACGACAAGCUGGCCCUCUUCAAACGCUUCCACUCCUGGUUAAAGCCAGGUGGCAAGUUACUUAUCAGUGAUUACUGCGGAGGGGAGAAGCCUUGGACGGCAACGUUCGAGGCCUACGUCAAGCAGAGAGGCUAUGUCCUCUACACGCCCUCGCAGUACGGCGAGUUCAUACAGGAAGCCGGUUUCUGCAAUGUUCAGUCAGAAGACCGGACGGCCCAGUUCAUCCAGGUGAUCAAUGCGGAGUUGCAGAGAGCAGAGCUCAGCAAGGAAGAAUUUGUUCAGGAAUUCUCCGAAGAGGACUACAUUGCCAUAGUAAACGGAUGGCGGGAAAAACUCAAACGUUCCAGCGGUGGAGACCAACGAUGGGGACUCUUUUAUGCAACAAGGGACUGAUUGGGAGUGAUUGCACUAAGAUUUGGGAAGACAAUAAAAGACAACGGCGACUUCUGGUUUCCCUAUUUUCUGUGUUUUUUCUUUUGCCUUUUGAAAACAUGCCGUGUUUGUUAUAAUUGAGAAUGUUCGAAUUUAAUGAGCUUAAUAGAAACAUGUUUGUGUAUUCCGUUGGGAAUCAUCAUCUCGCCAUUGGUACUUGGGGCCACAGCGGCGUGACAAAGCUUACUGAUGUAGACAGAUGUCUGACAGAGCCAAAAGCAAUGUCGCCAGACUCAGAAAUGUGAUGUCAACUUUGCUGUAUUUAAUAUUUUAAUAAAAUAUAUUCAGGAUUUA